GAACUGCAUCCUCCUGGACACAAAGCGUUUGUGGCUGUGCUGCUUUUUCUCUUCAUAGGGAUGCCUUUGCUCACUAAUUAACGUUUAAACAAACCUACAGAAAUGGGGGGAAACAAAGAAGACUGCAUCUUUUUAAAGGUGGAAAGUUUCAGGAGGGAAGACAGCAGUGUGACUCGGCUGACAAAUGACUUCUCGAUGUUCUCGAUCCCUUCUAAAAAUACAUGGUGGAGGCAAGUGUGGGUCCAGCCUUCCUGAACCUCCAACCUUGCUUCUUCUCCCACUCCUUUCAGGGGAGCUCUUGCGAAAAGCUUGGAAAAGGCUUUUGAAUGAUGUCCACGCACUGCUUUUGCCUCCUAACCCCAUUUUCACUUUCCUCUGUUCCACCCUGAGUUUCUGCGCAGCAUUUGGGAUCUGCAACACUUAAUGGGCAGCUUCCAGGAUCGCCCAGCUUCUCAAAGCCGAAAGGUCUGCAACGGGGACACGAUAUAUUGCCCGCAUUUGUAGCCCCACCUACCCAUCCUUCGGCUCCCUAGGAAGCGGCAGCUGCCAGGGCCAGCGGGCAUCGGGGCAAGGGCAGCGGCCGCCGCUGACCGACACACGAUUUGGGGGGCGGGGGGAGCGUACAUGAAAUCCCCGCGACCCGAGGCCGCCUAGAUCGGUAGCCCGUCUCGCCGACGUGAAAGGGCGGCAACGCGGGUUCCUCCAUCCGGGCGGGCCGAGGGGCUUUCCACCCUCGUCGCCCGAACAACGCGGAGACGGCGCGCGCCGCGUCGCUAGGAGACGGCGCGGCGCCAUGGCAACGGCCGCGUCGCUUUCCGGGGGCGGGAAUUUUCCGUUGGGGCAGCGGGGCUCGCGGUCCCCCCGCUCGGCGGCGCCCCCCCCCCCGCCCCGCAGGCCAUGGCCGGGCCCGCCCUGCGCAUCGGCGACCAGCUCAUCCUGGAGGAGGACUACGACGACAGCUACAUCCCCAGCGAACGAGAGAUCCAGGAGUUCGCUCGCGUGGUGGGCAUCGACCCCGAGCACGAGCCGGAGCUCAUGUGGCUGGCCCGGGAGGGCAUCGUGGCCCCGCUGCCCGCCGAGUGGAAGCCGUGCCAAGAUAUCACUGGUGAUAUCUAUUACUUCAAUUUUGCCAAUGGCCAGUCGACCUGGGACCAUCCGUGUGAUGAGCGCUACCGCCAACUUGUGAUCCAGGAAAGGGAAAAAAUUCUGGAACAUGGAGGUCUUAAAAAGAAAGAGAAAAAGAAGAAAAAGACAGAAAAGAAAAAGGAUAAGAAAGAAAGGGACCCCUCGAGGCGCCCUCUGGAGAUGCAGUCAGAGCCAGGGAUUCUUCUGUCAGCAUCCUUUUAUCGAGUAUCAUCUCCUAUCCUGUAUUCGGAGCAUGGUAGUCCUGACCAAGAGCAACAGGGCAGCCUGGUAAUACAGAAUGACUCCCUCCUGAAAAACCCCAAGGGAAAGAUUUCGGAUGCCAGUGAUUUGUCCAGGCUGCUAUCAAGCCCUGCCCCAGGGAAACUACAGCCUCUUCUGCCAGAAAAAUCAAAUCGGACUCAACAGAUCCUUGCAGAUGUGGAGAAAAUUCUUGGAAGAAAUGCAUCUUCCAGCAGGUCAGACGUUAAUCAUCAAGCACAACAAGAUGCAAAUACAGAAAUCCGAUGCGCAGCUGCUAGUGGUAUUUUAUCAGACUUGGAAGCUGAGGAUGUAGAUAGCAUCCACCUCAUAGAGCCUUUUUUCCAAAUGCUGAAGAAACCCUCUCAAACGAUAGCAGGUGCUAUGACUGUGUUAGCCCUGGGGGGAGUCAAGGAGAAAAAGCUGUUCUUAGAGGGAGAAAAACAAGGUGAGGACCAUGGGAAAGGCCAUGCGGAGGGAGAUGGACUAGUCGGGAAGGAAGACUUUUUGCAUAGCGUUGAAAAGGAAAGGCAGCUUUCUCCCUCUGCUGCUGCUGCCUUCACAUUGAUCUCGUCUAGGACUUUGGAGGGACGAGGAGACAUCCGUUAUUUUCAAAAUGAAAUAGUAAGGCCUCUGGAGAGAAUAAAGGAGAGCAGAAGGGGAAAAAAGAACCCUUCUGAACAAUGCCAGGCCACAGAGUCCAGCCCAUGGCAGAUCGAGACUCUUGUUCCUCAUUCUCAGCUGCUGCACGGUUCUGUGGAGCUUAGAGCCAAGACGGGAAUUUCGGGGAGUGAAGUGUCAUCGCCUACACCAGGUCAACUAACGGGGGGGGGGAAACCACGAUUCAAAGAUAGAAUCUGACAGCGGUAAUAGUAUCAGUGUUGCUAGCAGCCUCUCUGACCACCUUGCCUCUCAGGUCUUAGGUGAAGUAGACAAUUUGUCCUGGGACUUACAGAGCUCCUAUGGAUCUGAACAUCCCACAAAGCACCUGCCUUCUCCCCAGAGACCGUUUUUGGAAGCCGUAAAUAGCC
Thamnophis elegans (Western terrestrial garter snake) is the source of this 2414-nucleotide messenger RNA. RefSeq lists its product as uncharacterized. The transcript is spliced from 4 exons. The record is from RefSeq and is a predicted model, not a curated record. The coding region runs from base 898 to 2244 and encodes 448 amino acids. Gene Ontology annotation, molecular function: protein binding. NCBI's taxonomy places the organism in Eukaryota, Metazoa, Chordata, Lepidosauria, Squamata, Natricidae.